This is a messenger RNA of Eleginops maclovinus (Patagonian blennie), 715 nucleotides long. It is a transcript of the gene cmc4, whose product is annotated as C-x(9)-C motif containing 4 homolog (S. cerevisiae). NCBI's taxonomy places the organism in Eukaryota, Metazoa, Chordata, Actinopteri, Perciformes, Eleginopidae. Gene Ontology annotation, cellular component: mitochondrial intermembrane space. The coding region runs from base 169 to 363 and encodes 64 amino acids. The transcript is spliced from 3 exons. The record is from RefSeq and is a predicted model, not a curated record.
AGAGUCUAUCCAAACGUCACGUGAUGAAAACAUUGUCCAGCAGAAGGAAGCGCUAUUAAAUUCAGCGGCUAACACCAAUAUACGACCUUUAAUCUAAGCCGUCAUCAAAAUACGUCCUUGCAAUCUACCCGGAUUCAUAAAGUUGUCCCUUUCUGAUCCGCUUCAGGAAUGCCACAGAAAGAUCCGUGUCAAAAGCAAGCAUGUGCUAUUCAACACUGUUUACAAGCUAACAAAUACGUGGAGAGCAUGUGUCAGGAUGUGAUCCGGGACAUGCGGCGCUGCUGUGACUCUCAGGCCGGAAACUCGAUCUGCUGCUCCGGGUUCAAGGACUCAAAACCCAAGGAAAACAAAAGUAACACAUAACUCCCUGUAGGAUGCUUUCGAUGGGAAUCAUGAUGAGAAGACAUAAAUGUUUUAUUGACUGUCACAUUAUCCUGCAACAGCGCAGUGGACUGAUUGCAAUCCUCUAUGAAGACAUUUGAAUUGGCCUUUCUUGUGGCAAACAUGUUGACAUGUCUUUGCAGAAAGGCACUCAAGCCCUUGGGCUGGCACACCUACAGCAGGCUAUAUGGAGUGUAACUACUACUAAUGUUAUUCAAUUCAACUCGUGUUCAACCACUCAGAAUGACCUGCCUCACUGGCACAACAUAACUUGUGGAACUUUAUGAUGCACACUGUCAGCUGACUAUUUAUUAAAGGCAAUUGUUUAAUGGAA